AGUAAAGUUUAGAAAGAAAAAAAAAAUCUGAAAUAAAGAAAAGACCGAGAACUGAGGUUUCCUAAUUUGGAAGAGUGUAACAUUAAACUCUUCAAAGAUUCAAACCUUGCUUUGAAUUCAUUGAGUAUCAGUGAUGAAGCAACAAGAGUUGACUUUCUUACUAUGUCUCAUAUGGGCACUUACCCUUCUCUAUGGUGAAAUGUUCUCUUACUGGCUUCCACCUCUCUUCACUUGUUCAUGGCCUCAUUUAAUGGUUCAAACAAAAAGUGAGAAUCACCAAACUGAUUAUGUAAAAGUUGCUAUUAUUGCAGAUCCACAGCUCAUGGAUAAAACUUCACUCCAUCUUCCAGAGAAAUCUCUUGCACUGGAGAUUGUGAAAUUCUACACUGAUUUAAACAUGCAAAGAUCAUUCUUUUCAUCGAUCCUGCCUUUCAAGCCCGAUGUCAUAUUGUUUUUAGGCGACUACUUCGACGGAGGUCCUUAUUUAUCGGAUGAAGAAUGGAAGGAGUCAUUGAAUCGCUUAAAACGUAUAUUUGGUUUGAAUGCACAAGGAAAAUACACAGACAAGCCAGUUUACUACAUUCCCGGAAACCAUGACAUUGGUUAUGAAAGUCUUCAUUAUGCAAUGCCAAAGGUUAUCAGACGCUACGAGGAAACAUUUGGGAUUAGAAACUACAAAUUUGCAGUUGGAAAAGUUGAUUUUAUUGCUGUCGAUUCACAAACUCUUGAUGGACACCCACAGAAGCAUCUGGCUUCUCAAACUUGGGAAUUUGUAAAGAAUAUCUCUGUAGAUGAUGUAGUUCGUCCAAGAGUCUUAUUAACACACAUUCCUUUAUAUCGACCGGAUGGUACUUACUGUGGCCCUGAUCGUACUUCCCCAAUUAUCAAUCAGAGGAUACAUCACGCUUGGCAUGAUAAGACUAACGGUAUUACGUAUCAAAAUUAUGUUUUUGAGAAGUCAUCAAAGUCUUUACUAGAUACUAUCAAACCUAAGCUUAUUUUAUCCGGCCAUGAUCAUGAUCAAUGCACCAUCACUCAUCAAUCUAAAUCCGGGCCUAUAAAGGAGCACACUCUAGGUACUAUAAGUUGGCAACAAGGAAACUUGUAUCCUUCUUUCAUGCUGUUAUCAGUUGUUAACUCAACUCUUCCAAAUGCUUCCGCUUCCAUUCCAGAAGAGCCUUUGUUGACUCAUCUAUGUUACCUUCCAAAGCAAUUUCACAUUUAUAUGUGGUAUAUUGUGCAAUUUGUUUUUACCCUCCUUGCCCUCCUACUUUGGCCAACAAGUAACACAAGUUUCUGGCAUCAGUGUUGGAAUUUGGUGGGCAAUUUUAAACAACUUAUAGCUUCUAUCGUAUCUAAAAAUGAAACAAAAGAGAAAGACGAGGAUGCCAACUAUGAAUAUGAGAUGAUGUGGGAUGCAGAAGGCUCAAUGCAUCUUAUAAAGAAACCCUUGAAGGCAUCCACUGUAAAUUCAAAUGAGCGAAGCUUGGGAGAAAGGGGUAAUGUUGUAUUGCGGCCAACUGCUAGAAAAAAUACUGGUCAAGAAGCAGCUUUCUCUGUGAAUAUGGAUAUGGCUUCAACCAUCGAGCUUGAUCCUCUAGCAAAAAUACCUCCCAGAACAGGCAAAUCAAAAACAACAAUUAUAAUCCAAAGACUACUACGCACACUGCGAAUGCUGACCGUGAUUGCAGCUGUCAAUGUUCCUCUUUACAUGAUGUUGCUAUUCAAGGAUUGGAUUGACAAGUAAAGACGAGAUUCAUACGUGAGUUAUAUCAUUCAGAUUUUACCAAGAUUUUGUUGUAAUGAAGAAAUGUAGUAGAACCAAUUAGAUAGUUCAUGCUUCUGUAUGUUUAAUUGGUAGCUUACAUAAUAUAAUUUUCAACGCCUUGUCUCAUUUUUUUUACUAGGAUCUUGUUCUCCAUCACUGCUAUAUUCGUUAUCUAUUGUAAUAUAAUGUUAUAAGAAUCAACAUAGGAUGCAUACAUUACAUUCACAAAUUACAAGUAUUAUUGUGUAUCA
Messenger RNA from Medicago truncatula (barrel medic), 2019 nucleotides. RefSeq lists its product as uncharacterized. Gene Ontology annotation, molecular function: hydrolase activity. Gene Ontology annotation, biological process: GPI anchor biosynthetic process. The transcript is spliced from 13 exons. Bases 134 to 1747 code for a protein of 537 amino acids. NCBI's taxonomy places the organism in Eukaryota, Viridiplantae, Streptophyta, Magnoliopsida, Fabales, Fabaceae. Gene Ontology annotation, cellular component: endoplasmic reticulum. The record is from RefSeq and is a predicted model, not a curated record.